UAAGGGUAAAUUUAUUAGAUUUAAAUAGCAUCAGGGAAUGAAGGAGAAUACCAGCGACUGCAUGUGUUUAGCAGAGUCAGACCAACAUUUCCUUAAAACAUGCUGCUCUUCCGUUGCUGGGAUACUGUUACUUAGUUUUAUGAAUCAGUAGGUCUCAAAGGCCAGCCAGGCUCCUCUGAAAGGAAGAUAAAUUUAAUUAUAUCAUUCAAUAAUGGAGCUAUGAUGCCCAGAUUGUAGUACAAGUCUGCAGUGCAUGAUCCAGAACUGGUUUAUGAAACCAUUUAAAAGAAUAAGGAUGUCGUGGCUUUUGUGUGGCUGCACUGAUGAUGCACGAAGAUACUUGGGUGUUGGCGGUGGGUGUUCAGUCACAGGGCUGUUGUCACAGCCAGACAAAAAGCUGUUUUCACAGGGGUCUGGACUGGGCAGAGGCAGAGCCCAGGGCAGGAAGGGCAGUAGCUCUACCAGCUGUUUUUUGGCUGCUGUGGAAAUCCUGUUGCUUUUUUUCUGUGCCUUGUGGCUAGCUUCAGCUCUGGACCUAGCUGUAGCACACAGCUGUUAUCAGGCUGCCCUGUUCAUGAACUCAUCUGGCUCCUUCUUCAAGUAGUUUGAAUGGACAUUGUCCCUACUGCUGAGGUAUGAAGUCCAUCCAAGGCUCCAGACUGUCCCCUUUUCAGACUAAGUUUAUUCACAGAAUGUCUGCCUUGUGCACAAUUAAACAUUUAUGUCAAGCAACAAGAAGUGAGAACAAAUACACAAAAAGGUUCUUUGGUAUUCUUCUGACACAGACAGCACAAAAGUGGCUCUUUUCUCCAUUCUGGAUAGUGGUACCUAACCUUAGGAAGUCAGCUGUGUUUGGGCUUACUCAACCAUUUUGUACAGAUGAAAAAUCUCACGCACAACCAAAAAGGAAAGCAGCAUUUGGAAGUGUUGGGCGAAGAAUUCCCUAUCGAAUUUUGCACCUAAUCAACCAGGAAGGAGAGAGCUUAGGAAACAUGCACCGAGCAGAGGCACUCAAACUUAUGGAUCAACACGGCCUGAAACUGGUUCUGCUUCGUGAUAAUGUAGAACCUCCAGUUUAUAGACUAAUGACUGGGCAGCAGAUUCACGAAGAACAGCUUAAACGUGCAGAGAAGAAAAAAUCAAGUCCAAAGCCAGGGGUGGUUCAGAAGGAGUUAUCGUUUUCUUCAGCUAUUGCCAAGAACGACUUAGAGACCAAGACUAAACAGAUAGCACAGUGGAUUGAAAAGAAACACCACGUUAAAGUUACCAUCCGACAAGCAAAAGGUAGCAGUACAGACAUGUUCACACUUUUUGAUCACAUUUUGGAGACUGUGUCUGAGAAAGCCACUUAUCUUUCCAAGCCAAAAGUUGCUAGAGAAGGAGUGAGUACCUGUGUUUUGAGGCACAUGUCUGACAAAGAGUUGAAAGAACACCAGAAGAUGGAAAUCAAGAAAAACAGUGCAGUAAAGGAAGAUGAAAACGAAGAUCUGAAGUCAAAGGAGUUACAUCAAUGACUUUCUGAAGCAGUGUAAACAAUAUAUAUUUAUUUAAAAAUAAUAAAAAAAAAUAACUCUAAAAAUUAACUCUAUUAGAUAAAGA
Cyanistes caeruleus (blue tit) is the source of this 1599-nucleotide messenger RNA. The record is from RefSeq and is a predicted model, not a curated record. Lineage: Eukaryota; Metazoa; Chordata; Aves; Passeriformes; Paridae.